Messenger RNA from Pelmatolapia mariae (spotted tilapia), 835 nucleotides. RefSeq names its product nociceptin receptor-like. Bases 1 to 834 code for a protein of 277 amino acids. The transcript is spliced from 2 exons. Gene Ontology annotation, biological process: neuropeptide signaling pathway; sensory perception of pain. Gene Ontology annotation, cellular component: neuron projection; plasma membrane. The record is from RefSeq and is a predicted model, not a curated record. Gene Ontology annotation, molecular function: neuropeptide binding; nociceptin receptor activity. Lineage: Eukaryota; Metazoa; Chordata; Actinopteri; Cichliformes; Cichlidae.
AUGGAGGCCAGAAUCAGCAGCUCCCUGCUGUCAGACCGAUCCAUCCAAAACAACACGCCGACAGGUGCUGCAGACUCUUCAGAGGGUGGAGUUACCGCAGCAUCCACAAACACAGAAAGGUGGGUGGAGCUUCAGUCACAUGCCCCGCUGGUUUGUGAUGUUUUACUGCUGCCACCAUCUUGGUUCAGAGACGAAAAGAGCAACACGGUGUUAGCCAAUCAGCGUGCAGUUUCAUACCGCCAAUCGAUGAUGACUGAGCGUGAAGUCAUCAGCACUGAUUACGGAGGUUUGGAGUGCAUAGUGGCUCUGCCCGAGCCAAAGAGCCACUGGGAUCCCGUCUUUGGUACCUGUGUCUUCGUCUUCUCCUUCCUCAUCCCUGUGGCCAUCAUCAGCAUCUGCUACAGCCUGAUGGUCAAACGCCUGCGCAGCGUCCGUAUCCUGUCUGGCUCCAAGGAAAAGGACCGAAACCUGCGGCGCAUCACCAGGAUGGUUCUGGUGGUGGUGGCGGCAUUUGUGGUGUGUUGGACCCCGAUCCAAAUCAUGGUCCUGGCUCAGUUUCUGGGCUUCAACCUGAGUAGCCUAUUCACAGUGGUCCUCAUGCACUUCUGCAUCGCGCUAGGCUACGUCAACAGCAGCUUGAAUCCCGUGCUCUACGCCUUCCUCGAUGAAAACUUCAAGCGCUGCUUCCGAGAGUUCUGCCACCCGUCUCCAUUCCGCCUCGACCCCCAGCAGUCUGGCAGGAUGAGGAGCAUCGCCAGGGAGGUGGCGGCCGCCUACAGCUGCAAAGCCGGAGAUGGCGGGGGACUGGGGGGAGGGACGCCGAAUCCGGCAUGAC